Molecule: messenger RNA, 1080 nt
Organism: Sardina pilchardus (European sardine)
Lineage: Eukaryota; Metazoa; Chordata; Actinopteri; Clupeiformes; Clupeidae
Product: tetraspanin-8-like
Exons: 9
Coding region: 101-874 (257 amino acids)
Cellular component (GO): plasma membrane
Source: RefSeq, a predicted model, not a curated record
AAGGCUUGAUACAGCUCUAUUCAUUUGCACUAUCAGAUAGGCAAAGCUUGUGUUGCUGCUACUACGCCUUGCCAUUCAUAGACAGACAGUGUCAGUUUGGAUGAUGGCACCAAUCAACACAUGCUUAAGGAAGACAUUCAUUGUUAUAGAUGUCAUUAUAGGGAUUCUGGGAAUUAUUUGGCUGGUCUUAUCACUGAUUAUCCAUGGCAUUCUCCAUGCCAGUGGCCAGGACAACUUAAGCGAAACAAUACUUGUCUAUGUAAUUGGAGUUGUGAUAGUGGUGACAUGUGCCGUGGGGCUGUAUGGCAUCCUCAAGAAGAAACAGUGGGCACUGAUUGUGUUUUCUGUUGGGAUGAUUGCGAUUAGCUUGCCUUCUCUUGUGGAAGCAGUAUCUACCACUGUGAAAUUGAAUAUGACAGAAGAAAAUGCAAAAGUCGCUCUUAAAUUGGAAGGGUCUCUUGACGGACAGACCCUUGCUACGCAGUCUCGGUUUACGGACCUUCAAGAAAGGUUUCAGUGUUGUGGCUUUCUAAAUGGAGUCCAUGACUGGGGAAAUGUAAUCCCACCUUCUUGUCGAUGUCCAGAUACACUUGAAAACUCAGCACAUUGUAUAAGUCUCAAUGUGACUUGGCGUAAGACAAGCACAACUGAGGAAAUCCAGGUGUAUGAGCAGCCAUGUUUUCCUUACCUCUUCAACGAAGUGAGAAAGGAAUGGAAAAUAGAGGCAGCGGUUAACUUGACAUAUAUAUUAUGCAUGGUUGUCGGCGCUGUGUUGUCCAUUAUAAUACUGUGCCAAAUGAGAAAAAAGACUUUCACACCACCAGUCACUUUUACAACACAUGCAAGUGACUCAAAAUUUGCAGAGCUUGAAUGAUCAUUCUAGAAGAUGACUUUCAACUUUCUUCAUGUUCUUGCAGCUUAUUUUGUCAUUCGUUUGUAUUUUGCCAUUUUUUUUUUUUUUUUAAUUAUUAACAUUAUGUACGUACGUUAUAGGCUUGUGAACAUCUACAGUAUGUAUGAAAUUGUUCUCAAUUAUGCCAUUUGUAAAGUUGAAAAAAUACCAUUAAAAAACUCCUCCGG